Biomphalaria glabrata is the source of this 1814-nucleotide messenger RNA. RefSeq names its product cyclin-C-like. Gene Ontology annotation, cellular component: mediator complex; nucleus. The transcript is spliced from 11 exons. Gene Ontology annotation, biological process: positive regulation of transcription by RNA polymerase II. Gene Ontology annotation, molecular function: cyclin-dependent protein serine/threonine kinase regulator activity. NCBI's taxonomy places the organism in Eukaryota, Metazoa, Mollusca, Gastropoda, Planorbidae. The record is from RefSeq and is a predicted model, not a curated record. The coding region runs from base 700 to 1572 and encodes 290 amino acids.
CUCUUAUUACAAAUGAACUAGUUAUUCUAGAUUCAAUCUAGAUCUAGAUCCUUAUCUAAAUUUAAUCUUGAAUUAAAUGGGGGAAAACAAUAGUUUUUUAUUCUUUGUUAAGAAAAUCCUUUAAAUUUUAAAUAAUUAAUAAGCAUAGAUCGUAGUCACAGUCGACACAGUCACUGAGUCAGUCACAGUGUGAGUGACUGACAGUGUGAGUGUACUGUCGUACUGACUCUCUUGUAAACUCUUGUUAGUAAAUGUUAGUCUUGUAGGUGAAGGAGCCACAGCUACUGACUAGACUACGACUACACUUCACUACUACAGUGACAGUGUCUACAGUAACUGUAACAGCUACACUCAGCUACAGCUAGCCUAGGGCUAGGGACCACUAGCCUGACUAGGGUAGAAGUAGAGUCACAGAGUGUCUAGAUCUAGUAGAUUCUACCAUAAUAUAGAUAAUAACCAUUCUAAGUUUCUGACUUUAAUUAGUUUAAUUAAAUUAAUAGAAAGAAUCUAGAUAGAUCUAUAAUAAAAUUAUAUUGAUAUAUUCUAUAAUAAUAAUCUAGAUCUAUAUCAUAUGUUACAAUAUGUAUGUAUAGAUUCUAGAAUCUAGAUGUAUAAUGUAUAGUUUUUGUAUACUUAAUUGACUUAAUCUAGAUCUAUAAAUUAAGUAUAAAAAAAUAAAAUUAUAUAUAAUCAAUUUCGAUGGCUGGAAAUUUCUGGGCAAGUUCUCACUACCAGCAAUGGAUACUUGACAGACAAGAUCUAUAUAGGGAAAGACAUAAUGACUUAACAGUUAUUACUGAAGAGGAAUAUCAAAAAAUUAUAAUGCUUUUUGCAAAUGUUAUACAAGCACUUGGAGAACAGCUGAAAUUUAGGCAGCAAGUUAUAGCUACAGCAACGAUUUAUUUCAAACGAUUUUAUGCAAGGAAUUCUUUAAAAUGUAUUGAUCCUUGGCUGAUGGCACCAACAUGUGCAUUUCUAGCAUCUAAAGUGGAGGAAUUUGGUGUCAUUUCCAACAGUCGACUAAUGACUGCUUGUCAAAGUAUAGUGAAAAAUAAAUUUGGCCAUGCAUUUAGUGGAGAAUAUCCUUACAGGACUCAGCAUGUUUUGGAAUGUGAAUUUUAUCUUCUUGAAAUGAUGGACUGUUGCCUAAUCAUGUACCACCCUUACAGACCGUUAGUCAAAUUCUGCGCCGAUCUCAAUGCUGAGGCAGAUCUACUCCCCGUUGCCUGGAAAAUGGUGAAUGACUCACUAAGAACUGAUGCCCCAUUACUGUAUCCUCCAUACCUUAUAGCUCUCGCAUGUCUCCAUCUUGCGGCCAUAGUGAAACAAAAAGAUAUCAAGGGUUGGUGUGCUGAACUCAAUGUGGAUAUAGACAAGUGCAUGGACGUCACAAAGAUGAUGGUCUCAUUAUAUGAAAUGUGGAAAACUUAUGAUGAGAAGAAAGAGAUUCAAGCAAUACUUGCUAAAAUGCCAAAGCCAAGUCUGUCAAGACCUCCAUCAGAAGCAACAAUACAAGACAACUCACAGCAGCAGCAACCUAACCAGCAACAGAUGUCUAGUGGUGUGUCUUAGCAAACUACCUGCAUAUCCAUAAUCUCAGCAUUCACAUCUUUCUAUUGAAUGUCCUAAACUUUAAAUUGAAAAAUUUAAACAUUAUCACACCAAUCUCAAAAGAAUCAAGAAGACACUGGUAUCUAACUUAAGUAGUAAUUAAGUAAUAGUUUAGAAGGUUAUAUGUCUGAUAUUUGUACUCAUGAUUUCAAGACUAUAAAGUUUAUGUAUUGUAUGUGUGUUUAUUGUAAAUAUAUAAACUU